GGCAAAGAAGGUAACGUUUCUCAGCCAAGUUCCAGGGGCCUUGGCCAUGAGCGAGCUUGGCACUCCGAAGACCAGUGACGGUACUGUUUCCCGCCUGCUCAACGUGGUGGAAAGUGAGCUCCAGGCAGGGAGGGAAAAGGGUGACCCUACAGAGAAGCAACUUCAGAUCAUCCUAGAGGAUGCUCCUCUCUGGCAGAGAUUCAAGGAAGUCACGAAUGAAAUGAUCGUGACCAAGAACGGCAGGCGGAUGUUCCCUGUCCUAAAGAUUAGUGUCACAGGACUGGACCCCAAUGCCAUGUACUCCCUCCUGCUGGACUUUGUCCCAACAGACAGCCACCGCUGGAAAUACGUCAAUGGGGAGUGGGUGCCUGCGGGUAAGCCGGAGGUCUCCAGCCACAGCUGCGUCUACAUCCACCCGGACUCCCCCAACUUUGGGGCCCACUGGAUGAAAGCCCCCAUCUCUUUCAGCAAAGUGAAGCUGACCAACAAGCUCAACGGUGGCGGGCAGAUAAUGUUGAAUUCUCUGCAUAAAUAUGAGCCCCAAGUUCACAUAGUGCGUGUUGGAGGCGCCCAUCGAAUGGUUAUGAACUGCUCCUUUCCUGAAACCCAGUUUAUAGCCGUGACUGCCUAUCAGAACGAGGAGAUAACAGCUCUCAAAAUCAAGUACAAUCCUUUUGCCAAAGCCUUCUUGGAUGCCAAGGAAAGGAAUCACUUAAAAGACAUUCCAGAAGCCAUCUCUGAGAGCCAGCACGUGGCCUACUCUCACUUGGGGGGCUGGAUCUUUUCCAAUCCGGAUGGCGUGUGCGCAGCAGGAAAUGCCAAUUACCAGUAUGCUGCUCCUUUGCCCCUGUCUGCACCCCAUACGCACCACCACGGCUGUGAGCACUACCCUGGCCUCCGGGGGCAUCGGCAGGCUCCCUACGCUCCUGCAUACGCCCAUAGAAACCACACUCCUGCAGUGAAUUUGAUAGAAAGCUCUAGCAAUAAUCUCCAAGUUUUCUCUGGGCCGGACAGCUGGGCCUCCUUGUCCUCUACCCCUCACGCGAGCAUCCUGUCAGUGCCUCAUACCAGCGGACCCAUCAAUGCAGGACCCAGCCCCUACCCGUGCCUGUGGACCAUCAGCAACAGUGGCGGGGGCCCUGUGGGGCCGGGCCCAGAGGUGCACGCCAGCUCUCCGGGAGCCUUCCUCUUGGGCAACCCAACGGUGACUUCGCCUCUCUCCACCCAAGCGCCCACUUCGGCAGGUGUGGAAGUUCUGGGGGAACCCUCACUGACCAGCAUCGCUGUGUCCACCUGGACAGCUGUGGCCUCGCAUCCCUUCUCCGGCUGGGGGGGCCCGGGUGGGGGUGGACGCCAUUCUCCUUCCUCCUUGGACAGUUAGGCAAGAUCCUAGG
Molecule: messenger RNA, 1394 nt
Organism: Condylura cristata (star-nosed mole)
Lineage: Eukaryota; Metazoa; Chordata; Mammalia; Eulipotyphla; Talpidae
Gene: TBX19
Product: T-box 19
Exons: 8
Coding region: 47-1381 (444 amino acids)
Biological process (GO): cell fate specification; positive regulation of DNA-templated transcription; mesoderm formation
Cellular component (GO): nucleus
Molecular function (GO): RNA polymerase II cis-regulatory region sequence-specific DNA binding; DNA-binding transcription factor activity, RNA polymerase II-specific
Source: RefSeq, a predicted model, not a curated record